CUCAAACUGCCCAAUCAGCGCUGUGUUUAUAGCGUGGUAGAUAUGACGGCCUCGUACAGUUUGUUGGUUGUCGUCUAUUAUUAAGUAUUCUCACCACUAAAUUCACCUCCUCCCUGCAACAGCGUACCACCUACCUACAGGCUAGACGAGGUCUAUCAACAGCUCGUCUUUACUUUAAGCUAUUUGUUGGAUUUCAUGUGAUGGACAUCCCACUUAAAUCCAGCGGCGAUGAACCAGGUGUUUUGAAGGAGAUUGACUGUUAUAUUUCUCCGGCUAUGCAGCGACAAAUUUUGUUGCUUUUGUAUAAAAACCGGGAAAAUUAUCGAACUUUGGACUCUGAAUCAAUUAAAGAUGUUCGUAUAAAACCAAACCUUGACCUUAUCGAGUUCAAUAUCAGGGAUGGACGGAGUUCUUUUGUUGAAUCUACCAGUGAUCAGACCGACACUUAUAUCUUGCGUUCCAACACUGUAACAUUCCCCAGGACAUUAAUUGGGUACUUUGUCAAUGAUGAAUGUCACUUUGUACCGCUUAACCGGGAUGUUUUGGUUUUGGAUACAUUGAAAGAAUCUAUUAGAGUGGAUAGGAUCAGCCAGAAUUCUGAUCCAUCAGCUUCAAGUAAUGUGGCACCUGCAGCAUUUGUGUCAGCUCGUCUCAGAACUGCUGAUGCAAACGCUCUUCGAGGUCCCAUGGCAAGUCGUCGUAAACCUGCAGAUAGUGACCCCGAUGUUAUAUUUCUCAGACAGCAAACCCAGGCUCCAUGGCGUCCAGUGCGGUACAAACGUUACAUUGUAAGUUCACCAUCCAGUAAUAUUUCCCAUAAUAUCUUAAUUGUCUCACUUCAGAAACUAAGUGUUGUAAACGACUGCUCACUUCGUCCACAGCUCUCAAUGUAGCUUGUGAUAAUCGUGAACGGAUUCGAAUAUCUUCAAUACCCGUAUUUAUCUCUUUCCCAGUUUUUGUUUAUUUAUCGUACGUUCUUUUAGGGCUUCUUCAUGCCGUGUAGCGGUAUGAACAUUGUUUUAUAUGUUUGAUAGGAGCAAUAAUAUAUGGAUGUUAUGAACAGCCUGUCUAUACCAUUUACAAAUUGCUUGACUAUCUUGAUACUGUCCACCUAUCCAAGCCAGGCAAUCAAAUUAGGGUGCUCUUUUUCAUUAGACUGCUAUAUCACAAUCUUUCUGGGUACCCUUGUUCUUAUGAAGUUGUUACAUAUAAAGCAGGGUAGUCAUGAAUCACUGGUCCAGAUACUCUACUUUCAGCCGUGUAGUCAUUGGUUUGACUGCCGCUUCACAUACCAAGGCUUGGACAACCACCUAGUGCGAUUGGAGUGGCUCACUGUUUAGUGCACACUACUGCAUAUGGUCCUUAAGUAACGUUUUUUAAAUUGAUCUGUAGUCGUUCAGUAUUGGGAUCACUAAUCUGUUCAAGAAGAUUCAAUGGUUAAAAUAGUGUCUAGCUAGUGUCUUAUCUUCCAGUAGGUAAAUCAGUUAGUUUCAGUUUGAAGUCUAGUCAGAUGGGGGAAAGAGAUUGCAAAAUCUAUUUACUGGAUGGUGGUCCUGUUAUAAAAUUUUACUUACAGCCUUCUGAAGCUUUCGAAAGACGUAUUCCAUUAUUGUAUCCGAACGAUGAUAUGGUGGAACCAACUCGAGGUCGUACAAUGGGUCCAAGUCAAGAAGAAUAUGUUGACAAUUUUUUGGCUUCAGUAACGCCAAACGUUGUUGA
Heterobilharzia americana is the source of this 1719-nucleotide messenger RNA. NCBI's taxonomy places the organism in Eukaryota, Metazoa, Platyhelminthes, Trematoda, Strigeidida, Schistosomatidae. The record is from the annotation of a GenBank genome assembly.